AUGGGAAUGAUGAUCUAUAACAGUUCAAUUGUGAAAAGAAGAGAGAUACAAGCCGUUGGUGUGCUCUCGGAGGAUAUUUGUUUCUCAAAGAUGGUGCCAGUUUUCCAUGGUGGUUUCACAAUCACCAUCAUCACAAAAAUCUCAAUUAUGUACGCAAAAUUGUUGACGGCUAUCCUUAUCGCUCGAAAUGCGAGGAACCAUGAACAGAUCCAUUACGAAGAUGCCCUCGCCGUUCAAGGUGAGCUUUCCAGGAAGGCAGCGCCGCCGCCUAAGGAUGCUGCCGUGAUGCAGAUGUUUGAGAACUCCGAUACGGCGAAGAACGAGAUUUCAGGAUUGCCGGGUCAUGAAGAAGCCAUUGCUGAAUCUGGUGUUGCUGCAGGACGAAAUAGCCAUGGAUAUUCAUAUUCAUCUGAACACGACUCGGCUUCUGACCACGGCGGUGGAAUCACCAUCGGAGAAGCACUAGAAGCAACCGCACUUACCGCGGGAAAAAAGCUGGUGGAAUGGAGUGAUGCUGCAGCGAUACAGGCAGCGGAAGUGAGAGCCACCGGUCGAACCUCCAUAAUGCCCGGUGGUAUUGCGGCGGCUGCUCAAUCAGCCGCCACACUUAAUGCUAGGGCAACCAGAGAUGAAGACAAGACCAAAUUGGCUGAUAUUCUAGCGAAUGCUACGGCGAAGUUGCCAUCGGAUAAGCCGGCAACAAGAAAAGAUGCGGAAGGGGUAAUGGGUGCCGAAAUGAGGAACGAUCCUAAUCUAACCACACACCCGGCCGGCGUCUCCGCCUCUAUUGCCGCCGCUGCAAGGCUCAACCAGAGUCAUAAAUUAAAGUAGAGUAACACCAAUGAUACCAUGCAUCUCAUAUAUAUUUCUGAUACUACUAUACAUGUAAUUAAAAGAACUUCACUCGACUUUGCAAUGAGUUUAGUUGAAAAUGUUCAUUAAUCUUGUAAUCAUUUUUGCUUGAAAUUAUGAAUA
This is a messenger RNA of Hibiscus syriacus, 975 nucleotides long. Its product is annotated as late embryogenesis abundant protein 3-like. Lineage: Eukaryota; Viridiplantae; Streptophyta; Magnoliopsida; Malvales; Malvaceae. Bases 1 to 831 code for a protein of 276 amino acids. The record is from RefSeq and is a predicted model, not a curated record. The transcript is spliced from 5 exons.